This is a messenger RNA of Procambarus clarkii (red swamp crayfish), 2012 nucleotides long. RefSeq names its product lysosomal proton-coupled steroid conjugate and bile acid symporter SLC46A3-like. Gene Ontology annotation, molecular function: transmembrane transporter activity. Lineage: Eukaryota; Metazoa; Arthropoda; Malacostraca; Decapoda; Cambaridae. Gene Ontology annotation, cellular component: membrane. The record is from RefSeq and is a predicted model, not a curated record. Gene Ontology annotation, biological process: transmembrane transport.
ACAGAUGUUUACCAAGAUUGUCUAGUCUAGGAGCAGAAGCGAUGGCAGGUGGACGCAGUUUCCAACACCUGCAGAAGGUGGCUCUAGAAGCUCUCUCAAACAUCACUAUAGAACCCAUAUUGUUUCUUCAUUAUACCGCAUAUUAUACACAAUUGGUAAUUAGAGACAACCUGAAGUUAGAGCGGUUCUGUCGUGUGACGCUGAAGUAUCCGGCCGAGGAGUGCGCCCAGAUGAACGACGGACACCACACAGACUUGCAAGUGAAGGUCCAGAAGCUGGACAGUGUCUUCACUUUUUACGAGAAAUUAGCGGGCACAAUCAUCCCAAUCUUGCUGCUAUCCUUUAUCGCCUCCUGGAGCGACAAGCGAGGACGUCGUGUCCCCAUACUUCUAUCAUUACUUGGAGAAGUAUUAUAUAGCAUCAUCUACCUCCUGGAGGCUUUCUUCACGUCCUGGUCACCGUACGUUCUCCUGCUGGCAUACUUCAUUGAGAGUAUCGGUGGAGGUUUAAGGAUGUUCACUAUGGCUUCCUAUAGUUACAUGGCAGACAACACCAGCCGGCAGUCCAGAACUGCUCGCAUGACCAUCAUGAAUAUUUUUUGGCAUCUUGGGUGUUCAAUUGGCACUGUUAUGGGGGCCUGGUUCUUUGACAUUGGAGGAUACGUUCCAGUCUUCAGUACGUCUCUCCUUUUCUACAGUAUCGCACUUGUUGUGGCCUUUUUCAUAGUCAAAGAUAAACAACUUGAAAAGAACGAGACGGAGAAUGACACAGAGAUGGAGACAAGUCCCUGGAACCCAAAGAAUGUCAUCAGUUUAUUACGUGUUGCCACCAGGAAGAGACCUGGCCGGACGCGGCUGCAUCUUCUGCUUCUGUUGGUGUUCAUGCUUUGCUACAUCAGCUCCGUGCCUCACAACAUGUACCUGUGGACCCGAAUAGUGUUCCAGUGGGACCAGGACCAGUACAGUCUGUACUACACCGCCAGCAUGAUCACUGAAAUUUUGGUCAUGCUGAUAGCUACGCUCAUUUUGCAAAGAUACACUAUUCACGACUGUGUGAUUGGCGCAGGAACAGCUCUUCUGAUUUUCUUGAAAGACUUGAGUUUUGGACUAGUUGGUGCCGCUAGCCAGUGGUGGGUUGUGUUAAUCUUCCUCGUUGUGCCAUCAAUACUUCCCCCCGUAGCUAUCAGGAGUCAGAUAACUAAGCUGUGUGACGAUACAGAAGUGGGAAGAUACUUCUCAUUGAUGGCCAUCCUCGAGGUGUUAUGGCCCGUAGUGGACGGAGCCAUCUACUCAGCCGUCUACACCUACACUAUCGCCUUCUAUCCUUCUUACGAACACCUCGUUGCGGCCGCCUUCGCCCUUUGUCUUCUGAGCGGUCUCCUGGGCCUCAGGUUAUACGUGGACAGUGCUAAAGGGCGGCCUCCACCACCUGUCUUGCCCGAGGGCCGGCUGGGUACGAAGGGUCUGGCCACAGAAACUUACCCAUCCCGAUCGGUCCAGCUGGAUGGAGUCCAAGCCAAUCAUUCCAACCGUUCCAGUUGGAGUUCCACUCCACCAUCUUGACCGGCUCUAGCCCACGUGCUAGAGCCGGUCAAGCUCAGCUCUAGCUUCAAAUGCCCACUUGGGGACAUUCACCCCGAAAGAUAUUAGUAUAUAGGUAAGACAACAUCGUCUCUCUCUCUCUAGGCUAUUAACAAUGCAUCUUCAUGAUCCAGAUGGUUCAACCAUCUGGGGUUUCAGUGCAACAGAGAUGAGUUGUUCAAUUUAAACCCUGUUAGUAAACUUAGUGAACUGGCGUAGGAAUACCCCCCCCCCCUCCAACCUUGUGGUGAGGAGAGGGAGGACAAGGUAGUGUGGACAAGGUCAACGACUCCAGAAGGUGACCCACUCUCCACCUCUCCCAGAGACCAGCACUACAUCAGCUGGUCACCAUAAGAUGUAUACUUGCUAUACUUUGGUAUAGGGAAUUAGUUCAUCUCAUAGCCUUAAGCCAGGUAGUGUUAAUGAUAGGGA